Trichoderma aggressivum f. europaeum is the source of this 768-nucleotide messenger RNA. RefSeq lists its product as uncharacterized. The record is from RefSeq and is a predicted model, not a curated record. NCBI's taxonomy places the organism in Eukaryota, Fungi, Ascomycota, Sordariomycetes, Hypocreales, Hypocreaceae. Bases 1 to 768 code for a protein of 255 amino acids. The transcript has a single exon.
AUGAGAUUCACCACCGCCGUCGUCUCCCUCCUUGCGGGCAGCGCAUUCGCCGCCCCCACGGACAUGUCCGCCGACAUCAAGGCCGACACGGCUUCCGACAUGUCCGUAGAUACCGCCGCUGCCCUUUCACACAUGCGCCUGGCCGACAUGUUCAGCGACCGCCAGCUGGCCGUGCUCAAGGUCCUCUCCGAGCACAAGCAUGAGCUCGGCCUGAACGGCAAGGAGGCCGAGAUGAUGGAGACCUUUAUGGGGGCGCUGCACGAGACGGUGCACCUCAACGACAGCGACAAGAGACAGGUUGCCACUCCUGCAGUUCUUCCAAGCAUCACCAAUGCUGCUCAUGCUGCCGGCAGUGCCACCAACACGGUGACGGGCCCGCUGGGGAGUCUUGGGAGUGUGAUUGAUCCGCUCAACACCACCAAUGCUAAUGGUACCACUGCUGCACUCGGCACUACCGCCGGAACCAUAGCUAAUGCCACCACGGGGGGUCUCACGGGCUCGAUUUCGCCGUUGGAUAUUCUUAAGAGCAUUCCGGCGUUGGCGAGUCUGUUGGGCCAGGUCCCCGGCCUUGGAGGGGCUACGAGCGGACUGACGGGCGGCACAAGCGGAUUGGGAGGACUCACAGGCGGACUCGGUGGGUUGACUGGUGGUCUUGGAGGGUUGACGGGAGGUCUUGGAGGACUGACGGGAGGUUUGGGUGGCCUUGGUGGGUUGGGACUUUUUGGCCGUGGACUUCUCGGCGGUAUUCUCAUUCCUGGGAUCUUGUAA